Molecule: messenger RNA, 1428 nt
Organism: Corylus avellana
Lineage: Eukaryota; Viridiplantae; Streptophyta; Magnoliopsida; Fagales; Betulaceae
Source: RefSeq, a predicted model, not a curated record
AUGGCCAUGGCUAUGGACCACAGUACCCUUAGGCUCGACUGUUCGGCGGCCUACAGCACCGAAUAUGAUGACCUCAGUGGACUAGGCCCUACUAACUGGGACUGGCCCCCUGUGGAGGACUGGGAACAUCUUCUAGGCCAAAACGGCUUAGACCUCAUCGACUCCAUGAUCGACGAUGGAGGAGGACUCAUCUACAACCUGGCUUCAGCCGGCUCCGUUGAAGAAGGGUCGACGUCGUCCCUCUCCGAUUCCACAUCCACUGAGGAGAUCACCAUGGACGAACAAACGAACGAAGACAGCAGGAACGGGCUGAGGCUGGUGCACCUACUGAUCGCGGCGGCAGACGCGCUCACCGGCGCUAACAAAUGCCGGGAUCUGGCUCGGGUGAUAUUGGUUCGGCUCAAGGGAUUGGUCUCUCCCAAAGAUGGAACUAACAUGGAGAGACUAGCGGCGUAUUUCACUGAGGCAGGCGCCGGCGGUUCCCACCGCGACGACCACCACAAUCAGACGGACGUGGUGCACGCUUUCCAGCUCCUGCAGGACAUGUCACCCUACGUCAAGUUCGGCCAUUUCACUGACAACCAAGCCAUCCUCGAGGCCGUGGCCCACGACCGCCGGAUCCACAUCGUCGAUUACGACAUCAUGGAAGGCAUCCAGUGGGCCUCACUCAUGCAAGCUCUCGUUUCCCGCAAGGACGGACCCUCGACCCCACACCUCCGAAUAACCGCCAUCUCUGGCCCCGGUGGCUCCGGAAGCGGAAGAAAAUCGAUCUCCACCGUCCAGGAGACAAGCCGCCGCUUGACUGCGUUUGCGGCAUCGAUCGAUCAGCCCUUCUCGUUCCACCAAUGUCGGUUGGACUCUGACGAGACGUUUCGGCCGUCGGCUUUGAAGCAGGUGAGAGGGGAGGCCGUUGUGAUCAAUUGUAUGCUUCACCUCCCACACUUCAACCACCGGACACCCGAGUCGGUGGCUUCCUUUUUAUCCGGAGCCAAGACCCUCAACCCGAGGAUUGUGACGCUGGUGGAGGAGGAGAUUGGCCACGUCGGCAAGGGCGAGUUCCUGGACAGGUUUGUUGACACCCUACACCACUACUCGGCCGUGUACGACUCGCUUGAGGCCGGGUCCCCCAUGCAGAGCUGCACCAGGGGUUUGGUGGAGCGGGUGUUCUUCGGGCCCCGGAUAGCCGGGUCGUUGGCCCGGAUCUACCGUGGGCAUGGAGAGGACGAGUGGGGGGAGUGGUUGACUGCGGAAGGACUCAGGCCUGUACCCAUAAGCUUUGCAAAUCACUGUCAAUCGAAGCUUUUGUUGAGCCUGUUCAACGACGGGUACAGGGUGGAGGAGCUGGCCAAUAACAAGAUUGCUUUGGGGUGGAAAUCGCGGCGUUUGCUGUCAGCUUCUGUUUGGACGCCGCCGGACUCUGACUUUUAA